Messenger RNA from Gorilla gorilla gorilla (western lowland gorilla), 8275 nucleotides. RefSeq names its product ubiquitin specific peptidase 37 (gene USP37). The coding region runs from base 651 to 3590 and encodes 979 amino acids. Lineage: Eukaryota; Metazoa; Chordata; Mammalia; Primates; Hominidae. Gene Ontology annotation, molecular function: cysteine-type deubiquitinase activity. The transcript is spliced from 25 exons. The record is from RefSeq and is a predicted model, not a curated record. Gene Ontology annotation, cellular component: nucleus; cytosol. Gene Ontology annotation, biological process: protein deubiquitination; G1/S transition of mitotic cell cycle.
UUUCAAAGAGCAUGCAAUCUGGCGGGAAUUGACAGUUUUGUGUUUGUUUUGUAGUAAUAGUUUUUGUGUUUUGGCCAUACUUUAUUUACCACUGAAUGCUGUCUGAUUAAGGAUGUUUUCAAAGCAGUACCUAAAAUGUGAGCACUUAAAUAAAUGUACAGGGCAUAGAAACAUUUUUGCUAAUAUUAUUGCUUUGAGCAUUCAUGGUGAUGCUCAAAGUUGAACAGUAAUUUUAAUAAUUGUGAAGAAAUUUAGAGAAAGAAUCUCUGGACAUAUUUAAAGAAUAAUUCAUUUUAAUUAUCUUUUGUCUUCUUAUUUUUUUGCUUUAAUAAGACAAUUACCAUUACCGAGUUUAAGGAAACCCUGUCUUUUGUCUUAGGUUCAUAGGAAGUUUAACUGUUACUGGAUCAUGCUUCAUGCUGAAAAAGAAACUUAGUUUUUUACUCUUAACCAAGUAGAGCAAGCCCUGAUAAUAUAAUGAAUGAGCAAAUGUAGCUGUCAAUUCAUUUAGUGCAAAAGCAGUUAUUUGCCGUACAGUAACCAGAGACCUCCAACUAGGGGCCCCCAAACUGUAUCCUGCCUGUAGCACCUGCCAGGUGAAGGUAUAUUUUUGCUUUUUAAUUUAGCCGGAAGCAAUUUUUAAAGAAAAUAUGUCUCCUCUGAAGAUACAUGGUCCUAUCAGAAUUCGAAGUAUGCAGACUGGGAUUACGAAGUGGAAAGAAGGAUCCUUUGAAAUUGUAGAAAAAGAGAAUAAAGUCAGCCUAGUAGUUCACUACAAUACUGGAGGAAUUCCAAGGAUAUUUCAGCUAAGUCAUAACAUUAAAAAUGUGGUGCUUCGACCCAGUGGAGCGAAACAAAGCCGCCUAAUGUUAACUCUGCAAGAUAACAGCUUCUUGUCUAUUGACAAAGUACCAAGUAAGGAUGCGGAGGAAAUGAGGUUGUUUCUAGAUGCAGUCCAUCAAAACAGACUUCCUGCAGCCAUGAAACCAUCUCAGGGAUCUGGUAGUUUUGGAGGCAUUCUGGGCAGCAGGACCUCACAGAAGGAAACCAGCAGGCAGCUUUCUUACUCAGACAAUCAGGCUUCUGCAAAAAGAGGAAGUUUGGAAACUAAAGAUGAUAUGCCAUUUCGAAAAGUUCUUGGUAAUCCAGGUAGAGGAUCGAUUAAGACUGUAGCAGGAAGUGGAAUAGCUCGGACGAUUCCUUCUUUGACGUCUACGUCAACUCCUCUUAGAUCAGGGUUGCUAGAAAAUCGUACUGAGAAGAGGAAAAGAACGAUAUCAACUGGCUCAGAAUUGAAUGAAGAUUACCCUAAGGAAAAUGAUUCAUCAUCGAACAACAAGGCCAUGACAGAUCCCUCCAGAAAGUAUUUAACCAGCAGUAGAGAAAAGCAGCUGAGUUUGAAACAGUCAGAAGAGAAUAGGACAUCAGGGCUUUUACCUUUACAGUCAUCAUCCUUUUAUGGUAGCAGAGCUGGAUCCAAGGAACACUCUUCUGGUGGCACUAACUUAGACAGGACUAAUGUUUCAAGCCAGACUCCCUCUGCCAAAAGAAGUUUGGGAUUUCUUCCUCAGCCAGUUCCUCUUUCUGUUAAAAAACUGAGGUGUAACCAGGAUUACACUGGCUGGAAUAAACCAAGAGUGCCCCUUUCCUCUCACCAACAGCAGCAACUGCAGGGCUUCUCCAAUUUGGGAAAUACCUGCUAUAUGAAUGCUAUUCUACAAUCUCUAUUUUCACUCCAGUCAUUUGCAAAUGACUUGCUUAAACAAGGUAUCCCAUGGAAGAAAAUUCCACUCAAUGCACUUAUCAGACGCUUUGCACACUUGCUUGUUAAAAAAGAUAUCUGUAAUUCAGAGACCAAAAAGGAUUUACUCAAGAAGGUUAAAAAUGCCAUUUCAGCUACAGCAGAGAGAUUCUCUGGUUAUAUGCAGAAUGAUGCUCAUGAAUUUUUAAGUCAGUGUUUGGACCAGCUGAAAGAAGAUAUGGAAAAAUUAAAUAAAACUUGGAAGACUGAACCUGUUUCUGGAGAAGAAAAUUCACCAGAUAUUUCAGCUACCAGAGCAUACACUUGCCCUGUUAUUACUAAUUUGGAGUUUGAGGUUCAGCACUCCAUCAUUUGUAAAGCAUGUGGAGAGAUUAUCCCCAAAAGAGAACAGUUUAAUGACCUCUCUAUUGACCUUCCUCGUAGGAAAAAACCACUCCCUCCUCGUUCAAUUCAAGAUUCUCUUGAUCUUUUCUUUAGGGCCGAAGAACUGGAGUAUUCUUGUGAGAAGUGUGGUGGGAAGUGUGCUCUUGUCAGGCACAAAUUUAACAGGCUUCCUAGGGUCCUCAUUCUCCAUUUGAAACGAUAUAGCUUCAAUGUGGCUCUCUCGCUUAACAAUAAGAUUGGGCAGCAAGUCAUCAUUCCAAGAUACCUGACCCUGUCAUCUCAUUGCACUGAAAAUACAAAACCACCUUUUACCCUUGGUUGGAGUGCACAUAUGGCAAUUUCUAGACCAUUGAAAGCCUCUCAAAUGGUGAAUUCCUGCAUCACCAGCCCUUCUACACCUUCAAAGAAAUUCACCUUCAAAUCCAAGAGCUCCUUGACUUUAUGCCUUGAUUCAGACAGUGAGGAUGAGCUAAAACGUUCUGUGGCCCUCAGCCAGAGACUUUGUGAAAUGUUAGGCAACGAACAGCAGCAGGAAGACCUGGAAAAAGAUUCAAAAUUAUGCCCAAUAGAGCCUGACAAGUCUGAAUUGGAAAACUCAGGAUUUGACAGAAUGAGCGAAGAAGAGCUUCUAGCAGCUGUCUUGGAGAUAAGUAAGAGAGAUGCUUCACCAUCUCUGAGUCAUGAAGAUGAUGAUAAGCCAACUAGCAGCCCAGAUACCGGAUUUGCAGAAGAUGAUAUUCAAGAAAUGCCAGAAAAUCCAGACACUAUGGAAACUGAGAAGCCCAAAACAAUCACAGAGCUGGAUCCUGCCAGUUUUACUGAGAUAACUAAAGACUGUGAUGAGAAUAAAGAAAACAAAACUCCAGAAGGAUCUCAGGGAGAAGUUGAUUGGCUCCAGCAGUAUGAUAUGGAGCGUGAAAGGGAAGAACAAGAGCUUCAGCAGGCACUGGCUCAGAGCCUUCAAGAGCAAGAGGCUUGGGAACAGAAAGAAGAUGAUGACCUCAAAAGAGCUACUGAGUUAAGUCUUCAAGAGUUUAACAACUCCUUUGUGGAUGCAUUGGGUUCUGAUGAGGACUCUGGAAAUGAGGAUGUUUUUGAUAUGGAGUACACAGAAGCUGAAGCUGAGGAACUGAAAAGAAAUGCUGAGACAGGAAAUCUGCCUCAUUCGUACCGGCUCAUCAGUGUUGUCAGUCACAUUGGUAGCACUUCUUCUUCAGGUCAUUACAUUAGUGAUGUAUAUGACAUUAAGAAGCAAGCGUGGUUUACUUACAAUGACCUGGAGGUAUCAAAAAUCCAAGAGGCUGCCGUGCAGAGUGAUCGAGAUCGGAGUGGCUACAUCUUCUUUUAUAUGCACAAGGAGAUCUUUGAUGAGCUGCUGGAAACAGAAAAGAACUCUCAGUCACUUAGCACGGAAGUGGGGAAGACUACCCGUCAGGCCUCGUGAGGAACAAACUCCUGGGUUGGCAGCAUGCACUGCAUAUUUGUUACUGCUGCCCACCUCACCUUUCCUCUGCUGAAGGAGAAUUUGGAAUUCUACUUGAUGCGGGAGCAACAAACAGCUCAGGGCCAAACCAAAAGACAAAAAUUGGAGUAACGUAGAAUGCUCCAUGCUAUUUUAUGGAAACUUUGGUCUCACAUCUGUAGCUGAUUAUCCUCUUUUUCUCCUAUGAGUGGCACUUCUUUUGUCUUAGGAAUACAUGUUGUAAAUAUAUAUCUGUGUAUGUGUGUAUACACACACACAGACACACACACACACACACACACGGGAUGAAUGGAGCCUUAAAGAGUUAGGAUGAGCCACCAGAAUAUGCCUGCUCAAAAUUAAUAGCACAGCAGUUUGGAGAAGAAAUGAAGGUGUCAAAGAGUCCAUUCACCUGAGAAAUGUGUGAAGACAUACUUACCAGUUGGCUUUUAGCUUUUAUGUUCCUUGAGUAGUUUCACUCAAGUCUGUAACCUUUUGUGUUUCCUUAUUAGUAAAAUUCACUGGAAAGCCAGCUCUUCAUGUUACACUAAUGACAGUUUGUUCUCUUUGCAAGAGAGGGUCAUUGCUGUCACCUGACUUGAGGAGCUGUUUUUUUGUUGUUGUUGUCUGCAAAUUUCAUGAAUUUGUGAUGUCUUUGCUGUUUACAUGCAGUCCCAAGAAAUGGAUUGUUGGUGCUUUGGAAUAUGUUACAGUCCCACAUUUGAUAUUUCUUAUAUACUUUGUUUUCUCUAAGGAGAUUUCUUCACACAGUAUGUUCAUCAUAUAUCAUCAUCAUUAUUAUGGUGGUAAAGAUAGAAUCUUUUUUCUUUUUUGUCAUUCUGCCAUGGAGCAGCAUUACCCUAAUGGAUUGCAACCAAAACUUUAAACAAGUAGAAAGAUAAUAUUUCUCCAAUUGGGACUCCCCAGCAGGAAUAACUUAGGGAUAAGGAAGAAUGCUAGCAUCUCUGUCUCUCAAACAUAGGGAGGAUAAGAAGAGUGUUCGUCUGGUAAAGCUAAAAUUCUGGACCACUAAAGCUAAAAGCCCUAUUGCAAGUAUGAAAUUAAGUACUUGAGCUAUAGGACAAACCGUGGGCAUUUAACCAUUUACUGUCUGGCUUUGCCCUUAAAAUAGGGUUGCAAUUAAAAUGUGAUUGGCUUAGGUAAUCCCAAGAACUAACAAAUAACAAAGGUGCAUAAUAUAUUUAUCUACUUUUUAGGUGCUCUGAGUUGAGGCAAAGUAGAGCGGCAACAUUAAGUGCUAUGCUAGUCACUUAGCUGACGUAACCAGCUUGGUUAAGCAGCUUAUGAAACCAUAUAAAGAAUUCUUUUGAGGAUGGAAUUCUGUCCACAAAAUAAUUUUGUGAGCCCAGAUAUCAUUAGGAUCACACAGAGUUAAAUAUAGAAAAAUGAAACCAUCAUUGUAUUCUUUCGUGUUUUUUCUUUUAUUAUAAACAAGGGGAUUAUUCUUUAGUUCUCAGAGGUAGGGACAAAACCACAUCAGGUUUUCAGAAGGAAAAAACAUUUAAAAACCCACCAUCACAUGAGAGAAUCACUUGAACCCAGGAGGCAGAGGUUGCAGUGAGCUGAGAUCGCAUCAUUGCACUGCAGUCUGAGUGACAGAGUGAGACUCCAUCUCAUUAAAAAAAACAAAAACAAAAAAAACACAAACCAUCAUCACAGAAGAUGCAACAUCUUUUCUGAAAGAUUGCCUUAAGAGAGCUCCAGUCCUACUCUUGGAACUUGAAUGUAUUCUAAUGUAGUAACCUAUUCUAAGUUUUCAUUCUUUGAAUUAUAAAUGGCCUCAGCAGUUUUGCUCAACUACUGAUAAAUGCUUUGCCUCCUACCAUCUACCUAUAUACCUUAUUGUAAUGAAUGUUCCAAAAUGGUAGAGUGGUAGAAAACGCCAGAGUAGUUUAGAGCAGAGGAAAAUAUUUGUUUUAAAACUAGCUUUAAAGUUUUGUUUCAUUUCUACCAGGAGCCUCUUUGGUUUGGUUUGAUUUUGCUUGGAAAUAAUUGGUUUUCUUAUAAAUGAGUGAAGCGGUGAUAAAAUUCUUUGGCUAGUUAUUAAUUCUUUUACGUGUCUUUGCAUUUGAGAGGCACUGUUAAAAAUUAUUGGGAAAGAUUUAAAGUGCAGGCUGCAAUUAAAACAUGGAGAAAAGUAGAAAUAAUGCCAUAAGUCUAGAUUGCCUCAUGAAGCAGCCUCAUUUGAAUUGCUUUCAUAGCUUUCAUGUGUGUAUGGUUUAGAAGUACACUUACCUCAGAAACCUGAUUUGAUCUUCAUGUCUUGGGAAGGAGUUGUUGAAAAUAGGUUAUUGGAAUAUAUAAGUUAUCUCACUGCUCAUGUACUUGCAUGUUUGGGACUCAAAUUUUACUUGAUGUCUGUCCAUUCUUGUGGCCCUAUCAGCCUUCUCCUUCCUUUACUCCUUUAAUCUACUUCUUUGACUACCAGUGGAGAUUUCAGCUGGACUAUGUUGAUGGGGUUUGUUGUUUUUUUUGAGCUGGCUGUAUAUAUUUUAAAAUUAUAAAUAGAUAAUAUAUUAUUUUUUGCACAUUGUGAUCAGUUUGCCCAGAAUUGGGGUUGGGGCAGUUAGCAUGUUGGGGCCAGGAAGGGACAAGUUAGAUAAGGACUGAGUGCUUCCGUUGCAGGCAGUUUGCACAAUACCUAAUUAACCUUCCUAUUGAAAAUACCAAAUGUGUGGUUACAUUACUUUAAAUGACAUUGAAUUGGAACUUGAUGGCAAUUAGUUCUAGAUACAACCUUUUGAUCUUUGUUGGAAUUUUAAGGGAAAAAUAAACUAAACUUCAUAUUUGUUGAUUUUAAUCCCCUAAUAGUACUGAAGGUUGGAAAGUUGCAUGUGGGUGGAUGCUGUUAAUUUUUUUAAUAGCCAUGACUAUCAUUUAAGCCUAUGAGAAGAUAGACUGUUUCAUAGGGAUAUAUUCACAUGUGUGUGCACACUCAUGAGUUUUGUCUCAGCAGGAUAGAAUAAGCAAAUCCAUGAACUGGUCUUCUAUUAAUACUUUGAUUCUAAAAAUUAUUUGUUUACUUGCUAUGGUCUGUUCAUUCUGGGCCUAACCUUAAAAGCUCAAUAACAAAUACAACAAAUGUAAAUAUGUUUACAUUUUAAGACAUAUGCAGUGGUUCUUACAGAUCAGUUAAUUAACUCCAGAAAGCAAAUGUUAGACUACACAUUUAUUUUUCUCCUUGAUCAAGUGUAAAAUUCUGAAACAGAGGCUUUAAAAUUUAAAACCUCAGCAAAAUAAUCCAUGAAUUUACUGAUUCUUCUGUAUCGUGUAUAGUUACCAUUAUGUAACUAUACACACAUACAGCUACGGAUAUAGUUGUAUAAUGAAAAUUAUCUGCAAACACCUAAAUUAAAGAGAAAAAAAAGUAGUUUGUAAACUCAUUUGUGAUCUACUGAAAAGAGGUUAUAUUAAAGCAAAUAAAAAUAUUUUCCUUCUCUGUCCUCUGAAAUGACUGCAGUAGAUACUCUUAGUUAUCCCAUUUUGGGGGGUUGGAGGGCCUUUUUAAUUUAAUUGACCCCCUGAGGUGGUCUUUUGUUUUAAACAGAGGGAAACAGCUGGAUCUCCAAGUACAUAUGGAUUUUGUAUAUAUAGGAGAUUUUUACAAAAAUCAACAACCCAACACCAGAUUCAAGUCACAUAAAAGUGUUCCAAUAAAAUGGAUGGAUGUCUUUUUCCUCCCUAUUUUGCUUUAUACUGAGUAAUGCACUCUUGCAAGUGUAUACAAAAUCUAAAUAGACUUCUGCCCUCUAACAUCUUUUUAUUGCAUUACUUCAAAAUCCUAAUUUUGUCUCUACUGAUAUGUCUUAUUAACAUCUGAAAAAAUAUAUAUUUUUUAUUGGAAAAUUCUAAUUUGUUAGGCCUUGUAAGUUUUGUGGCAAUUAUUUUGCUGUGUUUCACCACAAUCAUUCACCUUAUGGCAUGCUUUGAUUACUAGACUUCAGGCAGUCUCAUUCAUUGUAUCAUACUUACACACAAUUAGUAAGUUGUCUCCAUGUGUGCUAUAUGUCUGAGGUGUAUGGAGUUUUUAUUUAAAAAGUGUGCCAGUCUGAAUAUAAGCAUUUGAUUUUGUAACAUUGGACUUUUCUUAAAAGUACAGAGGUUCAAAGUAUAGAUAUGUCCAUUGGCAUAAGAAUAGAGUGGGUGAGGGUCUGGACCAGGUUCCAGGUUGGUCCAGUCAGAUGCCAGAACGAAGAAGAACAGUCAACUAAACUGGUCUACUUCAAAAAUAGUGGGCCUGUGUGAAGAGUGAGACCACAUGUGGGUGUGCACACCUCUUGUCCCCAGGUUUCCCUCCAUUUGAGCUUUUCUUUCCCUCCCUAACUUCUCUGGCCUAUUGUCAUUGUUGUUUCUUUAAACUUGAGAGAAAAACAAAAAUGAGAUUCCUACACUUUGCCUAAUUGAGCCACUACCAGGUUUUCUGGCAGCUGUGGCCACAUUAUUUGUGAGAUGAUUUUUUUUCUUUAUGUUCAGAGUGACUUUUGAUUCUGAUUCUUUAUGUUUUGUAUGGAGCGGCACUUUUAUCUGUGUUUUAGCAGAACUGUUCCUCUGUAUCCUUUACGGUUUUUCUUUGUUUUUGUUUCCUUUUUAAAUUAUGCAUAGAGUUUUUUUGUGUGUAUGAAAUUAAAGCCUUUAUUAACCUUCUA